GCAUUCUGACGUGGCUGUCUGAUGGCAACCUGAAUGCUGUGCUGUUGACCUGGCAGUCUACCUGGGAGUCGAGCAGUCAGCAGUCAGAGCAGCAGCCAAGAAGCUGGCAAGCAGACCACCAGGUUAGUGAGUAAUUUAUGCUGGGUAAGGAAGAGAGUUGUUUCUUGAAGAUUUAGGCAAUCAAGUUUGUCGUUUUGCUAGGCUUUGAUUUGUAGCUUCCAGCAUUUAUUUGGGGUUUUUAUGCUUCUUUUCUGGGAUGGAGGACUCCCAAAUGUGGAUUUUGAAGAAACUUUUCUCUUUUGAACAGAGUGGCACAUGCCUCAGCCCAUGCUGAAGCAUGAGACAGGGCUGAAAUUGGUGAAAAACUGGGAUGUCUAGGUAGCAAAGCAGCACAACACAGCUCUCAGUGGGCUGAAAAGAGAUGUUUUCUUGGUUGCGGAGGCAAACUUUGUCAUUCUGCUUUUAAUACUAGGAGUGAAGAAUCAAGCUUCUGUUGGACUAGUAGUGGAAGUAAACAGUCGCAUUUCAUUGAAAGUGAUGAAUUGCAAAAUGAAUUUAUUAUUGUAUGAGAUGAUUUGGUAGGAAAUAUCGACUGGUAGAACAAAGCAAGAACAUCUGGAAGCCAGGAAGCUGAGGAUAAGUGAUCACUGGCAGAGAGGCAACACUAUAUAAAUCUUUUCAAGUUUACAGCCAGCUUCCAAAGGACAGGAUGUGGAGAACAAAGUCUGGGUGAGGAGGGUAAAGCUGGGAGAACUUAGUGCUGACAGGUAGAGAAUGGAAAAAGAUUUCUUUUUCAUCACUAGUAUGGGUUGAAAAACAGUUUUAUCUCACACAAAAACAAACUGGAGAUUCUGCCAGAACUUGGGGACAAGAAUCACAAGAGAAAAAGAUGAGAAAGCUGGGGAACAGAGGAGAAAUAAAGCAGAAUUAGCUGCAGAAAACGAUUAUCUGUGCCCAAGAUUCAUACCAGAAUCCACUCAUGUGGUUGGAGGUUCUGUAUUGGUUACAGCCAAAGUAAGCAGAUUUAUAAUAUACAUCUCCAAGAGAAGUUGAAAGACGUGUACAGGGUGGUGGUUCUCUGAGGAAAGUUACUUUGACAAAAUGAGGUGAAGGCAGGCCAAGAGAGUGAAGGCUAAUAGAUAAUGGACUGCUACUACAAGGAAAGCUUUUGAAUGUUUUUUGCUAUCAAAGGACAUUCUUAGAAGGGCAUUUUUCUUAACUAAUAAAUUUCAGCUGUAUUCCGUGGUCACCGUGGUUAAAUUUGUGUGAAGGAUAAGAAAAUCCUUCAAUUGAAAUGGGGAAAAACUAACACAGGAAUAAGGAAAGAGAGCGAUAUCAGACAAAGGAAAUAUUGAUAGGGUGAGAUCAGAAGGCAGAUAUGUCCCCAGGGAUGAGGAAAUAGAAAUAAACAUAUGAAAGCUGGGAUGAAGUGUGGAAAGGUUAAUGCAUUCCAUUCAAGUGACUGGAAUUGGAUAAUCCCCAUCUCAGUAUUCUGAACAUAAUGGUACAUGUAAUUUAAGAAGUUGGGGGCAAAGAUCUUUUUUUAUCUGUACAUUUUACAGCAGUGACAAUACAUGAUAUGUGUUAGAUGGAAAAAUCAUCCCACCAACCCAAUCCCAGUACUGUGGUCUUAAUGUGACGUUCUUACAGGAAAGACUGGAGAGGGCAAAAAAGCCUGGAUACUGAGAUGAAGACAGGGUUAACUGCGUGCAGAGAAAAUAGCCUAUGUGAUGUUAAUCUGAGCUUACUUUGUUGAAAUUGCUUAUUUCUCUGUGAGAGAACUGCAGUACAUUUCAUGUCUGAACUUGCAAUUCACACAGUUGUAAUAAGUAGUUUUAGCUGCGGUGAAAGGCAUCAGGAUUAUGGGAGGUAUGAAUUAGGUCAGAAGCUGUCUAGGAAAGCUAUUGGGAGGGAACUGAUCAAGGGAGUUUCUGAAUCUUUGAUUUCUUCGCUGAAGAUUCAACUGCAUAACAUACAGCAAUAACCCUAAAUCAAAAAGUAAGGUCAGGUGCAGGACUGGAAUACAAUGGCUCUUCCAAAUUGAAAUAAGAGGGAACCUUUAUAAAUCUACAUGGGACUCUGUUUCUACACCCUAACCAUUAGGGCAUCCAGCCUCUUGGCUUGCCUGGGCUGCACUGAGUGAAGGGGAAUUGUCUUGGACCAAGUGUAUGUAUGUAUGCCUCCUAUUUAUUUCCAUGGAAACUACAACAGAUAUAAGGAGCACAAUAACACUAUUUGAUAGAGCAACUUCUCAUCUGCAAAACACUGUUUCUCAACAUGGCCACCACCAGUAGCUGUGCAUUAACUCCAACAAAGAACAAGAGGUGCAUGCCAUGUUUGUAACAGUCUGCACCAGCAGAAGUGACCCACUGUUACUGUCACUGCAGCUGAAGCAUGCCACCCCUGGCAGUAUGCUACAUCCACUUGUUGGUUAACGUAAACGUUCAGCAAGCAUCAAUGAAUGUCAAUGGGUGCUAUUCUUUCUGCAUGAGGGAAUUCAAUUCCAACCCUUUGCUCCAUCUGCACUUCCACGUCAGACCCAUUUUGUCAGACCGCCCCUCUGCUGACAUCUGUCACACAGCAACAAAAUGUAACGGGAUAUUGGUGGGAAGGUUUAACCUCUACUGCCAUCCCACCAACAUUAUCUCUGAUGUCGUGGGCCAACAUGAUGAAAUGGGAAGCAUUACUUGUGGAGCAGCCCUCAUAAAACACAUCAUAUAGUUAAUGUAUCUAAUUUAUUUUAUUUUAAUAUUAGUAAUAUUUAAAUUUAACAUUUAAUAAUUUAAAUAAUAUUAAUUUAAUAUUUUAAUAUUUAUAAUAUUUUAAUAUUAUUAAAUUUAUUUAAAUUUAUUUAAAAUUUAUUUUAAUUUUAGUUUUUUUUUUUUAUUAAAACAUGAGAAAGUCAACAACAGCAACAUAAAGCUAGUGGGAUAUUUGACCUUGGUUUUGUGAAAGUAACACAUCAGUUUGGGUCUAUGGAAGUGGCUGCAAUGAGUGAGGUCUUGAGGUGUUUGUUAGAGAUUUCUGAUGUAGUUUUACUCUUCCUGUGCUUCAUCCUUGAAAACAGCUGCUGACAGAUAUACGUACUGCCAAAAAGCAAUGACAUGAAUAAGGCAUAUCUGUGAAGGGAGGGCUGUUUCUCCCUGCUAGGAGAGGGCUCAUAAACAUCUGGUAAAGAGACAAGAUGAAAUUUUGGGUUGCAACUCUAUAAGUUCUGUUUGAAAAUUGGCAAGAAAUGUAUUUAUGUCAACUGAAAACAGUUACAGAUAAACCAGAAAAUUGAUGAUUUUUUGGGGCACUUUUGAACCUAUUCUCAAAUGAUCAAGAUUUGAGAGAUAUUUUUUGUUUUUAGUUAUUUCAGCCGUAGCCUCAUGCAAAAAAAAAAAAAAAAAAAAGAAGAAGAAGAAGAAGAAAAAAUACGCACCAAUGAACAUAACGCAAUUUGAAUUCAGAGCAAUGUAACUGCAUCCAUAUGGUGGUGUGAUUCCACAUUAAUUAAUAGUUACCCCUGUGGCACUUCUGUGCUGCUGGUGGUUAAUUAAAUCCUGGGAAAACUGGCUACACCAGGAAGUCUGCUGCAGGAAUACCUGUGCUGGUUCUGGCAGUGAGGUAGUUAGCAUGAUGAUACACUUAAGCUAAUUAGACUUGGCAGACUUGUGCCUGGCCCACAGGCACUUUGUGGAUGUUUAUGUCUGUGGCAUUAUCCACCCACAACUCGGCUAAUCCAUCUUCGGACAAUGGACCAUCUGUGGUAUAAUCACGUACUGGAAGGUCUUCGUAGGCUGAGUAAGAGGAAUCAGAUGACAUUCAAUAGUAUAAAGGGUAGGAUUGUGAAUGUGGGGAGUAAUAACAUGAAUUUGUAUUAAAAAUGGUGAUGCUAAAGGUAGACACUUCCUCAGAAGUCUUGUUCACAGUGUAGUCAUGAACAGAAGAAUGGGUAAAGAGAGAUUUUCUGUUUCUUCAGCUGUGGCUUGUUAUAUUAGGAGGUAAUUAGAAGCCACACACUUGUUUAGCUGGGACAAAUGAAGGAUGAGAGAAAAGUACUGCUCAUCUAUAAACAGUAAGAAGAACUUUUUCAUGGUAAAACCCUGUGCUGAUACAAAAGCAAAUGGCAUUCACACUCUUGAUUGUAGUUAGAUUGUACCUACCAGAGGAUGAAGUUUAGGAAUGGUUUUCAAUGUAAGUAAUUGCUGCAAAAACCUCUAAUAUGGUACCCUUCAGUAAGAAGGUUGUUGCCUGUCAUAGCAAAAAGCUGAAAGUGGCUCAACGCAGGCUGGCAUGUUCCUAAAAUUAACUGCUGCUUCAUGUGGAGGAGAGGAGGAAGGAGGUUAGUGAGUUGCAUUUUGAAACUUGGAAAGGUGUUGGAAGUUCUCCACUAUGGAGUAAGAAUUCUGACAGCAGAGACCUAAAUCACUGCCACAUCUGUGUCCCCAGAGAGUGCUGUGCAGACGUUAAGGCAGGGGCAAAAUGUUUGAGGGAGGGAAUGCUGAUGAGUCAAAAAGCAAAUUAAGAACUCUGGCAUAUUUUUGUAUUUAUUAUUCUGGGCAUUUAUAUUAUUUAUACAUUGUAAUUACCCAGUUCUUUAGGAAGACUUGUCGUUUCUCUCUCUCUCACUCCUAUUUCACAUACGUAAAGUUAUAUGAGUAUUCAUGUACUUGUAUAUUAAUGUUAAGCUUGGGAAUAGAUUCUGCAAGUGAAGCAGCAGAAUAACUCUUUGAAGAUGUAAGCAAGUUAUGCUUCCUGGGUAAACCUGCUUGGCUGUUUUAAGUACGAGGCAAGGAGUAACCUUUCCAGCUAGAUUCCAUGCUGCUUCUCCAACAGUUCUGCUUUGAAAGUGAAACUACAGAAAUAUGUCCCUGAGGGGUUCAGGCAUAGCAGUGUUACUAAGCUCCGGCUCAGGUUUCAUGGAGCCCCGUUGUGCUGUUCUCUGCUGCAGUGCUCAGAUACUGCAGCACAUUCCUUCUGCACAGCGGAGCCAUUUCUGCGUCUCCGUGCUGCUCAAAGGAGAGCUGUUUGUCACCCAGAGGGUACAGAUAGCAAUCACAAGUUAAAAAGCAAAAAAUCAAGAAUGGCAAAAUGUAGCAAUGUCAGUGCAGUAGUCAGGACAGUUGCUUCAGGACAUUUUGUGUUGACUUCCAGAAGCUUUAUCGGUGUGUAUGUAGAGUGCCUUCCCACAGUAUAGGCCCAGUUACAGCCUGAGCCUUCCUUUAUGCCCCUUGAUAUAAUUGUGAUACUUCACUAUUCCUGAUUUCAUCUUCACAUACGUAUUUUACUACAAACUUACUGCUGUUCCUUCAGCAUCUAGCAUUAUAUUCACUGUCUGUGAGAUCCUAAUGCUGCUCUGCUGUGUGUCACAUAGGGACAGUGUUUGCAGUGUUGUUUUUUCCUUUGUUCCUGCUGAACUCUCCUCCUGGAAGAAGCUGUCUUUUUGUUACUCUUGUGCCAGAGCUGGAGGGCUCCAUCCUGUCUAUUAUUACAAGGUUACAACUAAUAACAGGGGAUGUUCUGAGAGUCCUAAAGAACUUUUCAAAAAGAAAUGGGCUGGUUUAUGCUUUUCUGGGGAUGCUCAAAGAGCAUUUUAGAAACACCAUUGUCUUCAGCUUUCCAGCUGCCUCAGCUUGAGAGCUCAGCCCGUCUGAAUUGCAAAAAGGGAAAUAUGUUGCUUCAUGCUGUACCCUUUUCUAUAUUUGUGCUGUGUAAAGAUAGCUGCAGAGAUAAAUAGAUCUUUCAGGAAGAUGAUCCCGACUGUGUUUUGCACAUGAGAGUAGAUUAGAUAAUGGCUGUUUACUUCCUUAGCGCUUUGAAUCUAUAUUCCCCCAAAGUAAAUGGGAAGACUCAUUUUGUAUGCUCCCCACAGAGAACUCUUAGCAGAGUUAGUUUCUGUCCUCCAUCAGACCCACACUGCUAUCAGAUAUGUGGAGCUCUGGAGGGAGGAUUUGUGGUUGUGUGAUCGCUAUUACGGCAACUUUCCCUAAUAUGCCUAUUAUCCACACUGUGGAACAGCCCUGUAGCACUGGAGAAGUGUUUUCUGGAGAGCUGGGACAGGAAGAAAGUGUAAUUUCUCCUUACAGUUCUCUUACGUAUUCCUGAUGUCCUUUAUAUUUUCAGUAUCUAACUGCAAGCUGAAGCUCUUCUCAGGCUAAAAUAGAGAGGUGGAUGUUGAGGAUGAGAAGGCCAAUUCAAAUUUGACUCAGUUUCAUAUCAGGGAGUGAAAAAACUCUCCAAUGCAUUGCUUUUCCUGUCUACAGUUGAGAUUUUUAACAGCUAAGAAGACUUACAAACACUUUUGAAGACAGUGUCUUUCAUGUUUUGUAGAGCUCUUUUUAAUUCAGACCCCUUGCUUAGCUACCUCACUUUUCUGGCUGCUAUUUACUACCUAUCUAAAGUGCAUAAGUGGUGGUAUUGGAAAAUGAUCACCAUACUUCACAGUGAUAAUAUGCUGAAUUCAUUGCUGGCUAAGUCCAUACUCAUCUCAUUUGUUUCGACAUACACAGUUUCUGGUCUAGAAGUGUAUGAUUGUGUGCAGAAACCUGUUCCCAUACAGAGACCUGGGGACAUCGUGAAGACUUGGCUCUUCAGUUUAGUGCAGUUGUGUUACCCACAUGGAACUGUACUGAUGAACAGCAUGUUUACUGAGUAGUCUGAAAGGUUUUAUCUUGCAUGAAAGUAUGUAUGCUUCAAUUCUCUUCUCUCUUCUCAAUGUAGCGUGUGUCCUGUCACCACUCUCCUAUGGUCCUGGCUUCAAUUGCCUUUGCUGAAUCACAACAGACAAGGCAGAAAGGAUCCUACAGAAGGAAAGGGGAGAGGUAGUGGACAGCAGAUGUUCCCAACUUAAAACAUCCAUCGUAGGAGACAUUAGGUUACACUUCAUGCCCCAUAGCGUCAUUGAGACUCAGAAGAUACUGGAAUCCCAGAACAUAGGGGAUGAUAGGGACAUCUGGAGAUCACCCAGUCUGACUCCUUCAAAGCAGGUGCAUAGGAAAGAGUCUGGGGGAAUAUCUGUGGGCACCUCUGUGGGCAGCAUGUCCAAGGGCUCUGCCACCUUCACUCUAAAGAAGUUCUUCCUCGUGUUUGAAUGGAACUCCCUGGGUUCCAGCUUUGCCCAGUGUUCCUUGUCCUGACGCUGGGCAUGGCUGAACAGAGCCUGGCUCCAUCCACUUAAUCUGCACCCUUCAGAUAUUGAUCAGCGCUGAUAAGAUCCCGCUCAGCCUUCUUUUCCCCAGACUGAAAAGUCCCACAGCUCUCACCCUGUCCCCACCAGGAGAUGCCCCAGGCUCCCCCCAUCUCUUCAGCCCUCCGCUGUGCUCCCUCCCGCAGUCCCCUGUCUGCCCUGAACUGGGAACCUGACACUGGGUGCAGUGCUCCAGCUGUGCCCUCCCCAGGGCAGAGCAGAGGGGAGCAGCACCUCCCUUGCCCUGCUGGCCAUGCUUUGUGCAAUGCACCCCAUGGUCCCAUUGGCUUCUUGGCCACCAGGGCACACUGCUGGCUCGUGGUCACCUGUUGGCCACCAGGACACCCAGGUCUUCUCCUCAGGGCUCCUUUCCAGCAGGGCAGCCCCUACCCUGUACUGAUGCAUCUAAUUAUUCCUCCCCAGAUGUAGGGCUCUGCACUUGCUGUUGUUGAACUUUGUAAGGUUCCUCUCUGCCCAGCUCUCCAGGAAGUCCAGGCCAGAUUUGGCAGGCGACUUAUAUAAUCUGUUACAUCUUGAUUAGAUGUUAGGCUUUUAAAACAGAUGUUAUCUUCAUUUUAUGUGUCAAUGAUCUUUAUCCAGACAUUGCACUGAUAGGAGAGGUAACAGAAAGAAUGAAUAACAGCCUGGAAAUGGGAGCAAAAUAGCAGUUCCCAUAAUCCCAGUCACUGCACCAGGAAGAAAAUACUGUGAUUAUUGUCAAACUGAAAUCAGGCAAAUAAUUGGGUGUUCUUUUCAGGGUUAGUGAAGUUGGGUGCUGGAGCAAGGGUGGAUAUUAUUCUUGUGGCCUUAACUGUUACUAAGUAGAUUGCUUUGAAAGUAAUGUUUCCUAUUUAUUUCCUUGGAAACUGACAAAGAUAAAAGGGCACAAUAACAUAGAUAGAACAAAUUCUCAGCUACAAAACAAGACAAUAGUCACCACCAUUAGCUUUGCAUUUUUGCCAUCAAUGAACAAGAGCUUCAUCUUCGUGGCCAUCUAGUACAUGGCUUGUCUUUCAUAUCUCUGUCGCUACUUCUGAAAUGCCCCAGCUGUCCCUCACUGUGUCACAUCUAGUGGUUGGUCCCUAUAGGUGUUCAGCAAGCAUCCAUGAAUACGAGUAGGUGCCUUUUUUCUGCAUGGAGGAAUUCAGUUCCAUUCCUUUGCUUCAUACACAUUUCCAUGUCAGAUUCCAUUUUGUCAGAUCGUCCCUCUGCUGCCAUCUGUCACACAUCAACAAAAUGUAAUGGAAUAUUGGUGGGAAGGUUCAACCUCUACUGCCAUCCCACCAACAUCCACCUCUGAUGUUGUGUGUUGACAUCAUAAAUUAGGAGGCACUACUUUUGAAGCAGCCCUCAUACUUUUGGAUACAGUUCUACAGUAAAUCAGGCUUUUGAUUUUUAGGAGUUAUUUCUGUGCUGUCUAUGUAGAUAUCAAAUGCUGAAAUGAGGAAAUGCAUGAAAAGAAUGCAUUUUUAGUAUGUUUUUUUUUUCUUUGUUGAAAAGGGCAAAGCAUUUGCCUGCUUCACAUGUCUUUAAUGCUCAGAAAAUUUGCAUUCACUUUAUGUAAAAUAUUCCUACAUUUGCAAUCAGCUUUGUCAUUGUGGUGAAUUGGCUAUGAAUACUCCAGGAGAAAUGAGAGUCAAAUGUGAAGCAAUGGGGUCCUGUUCUUCCCUGUUAUAAUGAGAUCAAAAGACACAUCAGGAUGAAUCACAGCACCACAGCAUCACAGGGGUUGCAAGAGACCUUAAGAGAUCAUCGGGUCCAACCCCCUGCUAUAGCAGUUCCCUACAAUAGGUCACACAGGUAGGUAUCCAGAUGGGUCUUGAAUAUCUCCAUAGAAGGACCCCACCACCUCUCUGGGCAGCCUGUUCCUGUGCUCCAUCAUCCUUACUGUGAAGUUCUUUCACAUGUUAGUACAGAAUUUCCUAUGUUCAAGUUUUAGGCCAUUACUGCUUGCCCUAUUGCUGUGCACCAUCAAGAAGAGCCUGACCUCAUCCUCAUCCACUUGCCUCCCACCUCCCUUCAGACAUUUAUAAACAUUGAUCAGAUCCCCCCUCAGUCUUCUUUUCCCCAGGCUAAGCAGCCCCAUGUUACUUGGCCUUUCCUCAUAUGGGAGAUGCUCCUGGUCCUUUAUCAUCUUUGAGGCCCUGUGCUGGACUCCUUCGAGGAGAUUCCUGUCUUAGAAUUUGGGAGCCCAGAACUGGACACAUUUGUCUAAAUGUGGCCUCCCCAGGGCAAAGCGGAGGGGAGGACCACCUCCCUUGUCCUGCUGGCUGCGCUCUUUUUGUUGCACCCCAGGAUCCCAUUGGCCUUCUGCUGGCUCACUGCAUGGCCAGCCCGUUGUCCACCAGGACCCCCAGGUCCUUCUAUGCAGAGCUUACAUCCAGCAGGUCAUCCCCUAACCUGUACAGAUAGGUACAUGUGGGUAUUCCUCCCCAAGAGCAAGACUCUACACUUGCUCGUGGUAAACGUCAUCAUGUUCCUCCCUGCUGAACUCUCCAAUAAUAAAGUCCAAAUCGAGAAGAGAGUUUAUGCUUCAGACGGUAUGCCUCAGACUGUGCAGAAUUCUGAAAUAAGCCUGAUCUUCAGUUUAGCUAACAAAGCACCUACUCCUGAAUUGAAUAUAUCUUUGAAAUCAAACUUAUGAUUCAUUUUCAACCUGUUAUGCGCUUCUCCUUGCAGAAAAUGGGCCAGGGUUUGGCCCUCCUCUGGAUCAGAUGUUCUGUGAUAAUCAGGUCUGACACUCAAAUUACAUGCUUUUUCUGUUGGUUUCGUAACAUGGCGUUUCAUGUGCGCUCUUCAAAUCGUCUCAGCAGGCACCUAAUUCUCAUGACUUCCCUCUUUAUUCUUUACCUAUGCAGAGUUGGUUUGACACAUUCAGAACUUGUGUUCUGGGUAUUGUUACCAGUUAGAAUGAGCAGCCUCUAUUGGAGGGCAGAACCACUCAUAUUUGUGAAUGAGCUAGAAUUAUCUAGCAACAGUGUUUUCAUGCUGAAUGCUUCAUUACACCCAUUUCGCUGCCUUUUAUGCUGUUAAACUGUCUGAUCAUGUAUGUAAAUGACACUUUCAGUCAUGGUCUUUAAAAUUAAAUUGAGAAUUCAGCUUACCACAGAAAGUCUUACUUACUUUCCUUAAUCAUGUAAAGCAGAAGAUAAGCCUCUUUUUUUCCUUCUUCCUUUUUUAAGGACAAGCCUCAGAAUAAUAGUAAUUACAGUGCACACACACACACACAGAGUGAAAUUGCAGUGUGUAAAUAGAAGCAAAUAAAUAUAAAAGAUCAAAGGCUAGAUGGUACAGAUAUGUACGUAUAGAGGAGAAGACUAAAAGGUGAGGAUAUGUAGAUACAGAGGAGUGCUGGUAGCCAGCCUGGGAGCAGGCUUGCCAUAUCUUCACCAAGCUGUCAUUCCUGUAGAAGGGACUCUCUUUGCCUAUGAAGUUGCAGUGUUAGACUUAAAACUUCCUGAUAGUUGGAUAGCUGAGGAUUACGCCAAUGUUCUGUUUAAUUUUGAGACACUUAAUCUCCAUUUUAGCUUUCUUUUCUUUUCUUUUUUCUUUUUUUUUUUCUUUUUCUGUGCCAGGAAUCUGCAAUCACUGAGCACCUGAUAAAAAUCUGUUUGCUGUGUGCUAGACGUCCUCAGUGUACUCUGGUCUCCUUUCCUUCCAGGAUGGCACACUCUUUGAAUGAAUGGCUAUGGCAGCACGAGUUCUGGCUCCCCCCAGGAAUUACAUGGGAGGACAUGAAGGAGUCUGAAGACACCCAUUAUCCAAAGCCUCGUGAUCUCCUGCUCAGCAUCCCUUUUGCCUUAAUCCUGGUUGUCAUUCGAUGCAUCUUUGAAAGAGCCAUAGCCCUGCCUCUCAGUGCCAAACUGGGUGUGAAGGACAAGCUGAGACCUAAAGCUCAGCCCAUCUCCAUUCUGGAAACAUUCUACACUGUGAAUUGUAAGAACCCUAAAGAGGGUGAGCUGAUCAGUUUAGCCAAGCAAUGUGACCUGCCAGUGAGAAAAGUGGAGAGGUGGUUUCGGCGCCGGAGGAACACCGACCGACCGAGCCUGUCGAAGAAGUUCUGCGAGGCCUGCUGGAGGUUUACGUUUUACAUCGUUUCUUUCUUCACUGGGCUGGCUGUACUGUACAAUAAGCCUUGGCUUUGGGACCAUAGAGAGUGCUGGACAGGAUACCCACAACAGCCUCUCCAGCCCUCUCUGUUCUGGUACUACAUGCUGGAGCUCUCCUUCUACUGCUCACUGGUCUUCACCUUGCCCUUUGAUGUGAAGAGGAAGGACUUCAAGGAGCAGAUAGUCCAUCAUGCUGCAACCAUCUUCCUGAUCAGUUUCUCAUACUGUGCCAAUUACAUCCGGAUUGGGACACUGGUGAUGGUGAUUCAUGAUGCUUCUGACUGCUUCCUAGAGCCAACUAAGAUAUUCAAUUACAUGAAGUGGAAAAAAACUUGUGACAGCCUCUUUAUGAUCUUCUCAGCUGUUUUCCUCAUCAGCCGCCUGGUCGUUUUCCCCUACACAGUGCUCUAUAACACCUACUACUACUCCAUGGAGAUAUUCCAGCCCUUCUUUGGAUACUACUUUGUGAAUGCUCUCCUGAUAACUCUACAGUUGCUUCACAUCUUCUGGUCCUGCCUCAUUAUUCAUAUGGUCUACAAGUUCAUGCUCCAGGGCACGAUGGAAAAGGACAUGAGAAGUGAAACAGAAGAGAGUGACGUGGAUGAAGAAAGAGAAAACAUGAUGGAAAAGGAGAAAAAUGGGAUUGCACGUUUCAGCAAUGUCACAAGCAGCAAUUACAUCCAGAGGAAUGGGUCUGAGCCACUGAACAACAGAGCCCAUCUCACCAAUGGUCACGUAAAGGAAAGAUAGCCUCUGUUCGUGUCUGUCAUGAAUCCGGUCCACCGUCUUUAGAAGCAGUUUUGCUUGUCGUAUAGAUAUAAAAGAUUGCAAUUGCAGUAUCAUAACUGAAUUCCUUUUUAUUGUAAACAGAAUUGUGUAUGGUCAGUGAUAUCUGAGGGGAGUUUUUGGUCUUUCUUCAACAAAAGCUUUCUAUAGGUUGUAGCCUUGAGGAAAAUAGAAAGGGAUCAAAGUGGUUUGACUUGAAUUAAACAGUACCAAUUGUUAAAUGUGCUAAUCCUGAAAAACACUCAGAACAGUGGAACUUUGGCAAUGUCACGUCUUAACUGCCUGAUGCUGUUUGAUAGGAAUCUAUUUGGAACGGCCUCUGGAAGCCAUAGCGCAUUGCCACUAAUGACUAUGGACAGCAAGCGUGAAACCGUAAACCUUAAUACAGGGACACCUCUUUUAAGAGCAUAAGUGCCCCAUACAUACUCAUAACAUUGAAACUGUGUACAGUGGAAUAGAAGCUUUGGAAAGAUACAGGAAAAAACAUUUUCCUACAGGAAAUGUUGCUGUGUGCCAUGUGAGAGAUUUUGUAAUGAUGUGGAUCUCAGUCCCUUCUGUUAUCAGCAUUGUUGCCUCAAAGGGGGGGAACUCCAAAGGCAGUAAUGAAGAGUUCCCACCUAAAUCAUGGUUGUAAGAGCUGGAAAAUCCAAGCAGUUGUGUCUCAACUGUCAGAUAAUCCAUUAACCCUGUCUGGAAAGUAACACUGUCAGGAGAAGAGAUGGACGAGGAAAUUGAUAUUCUAGAAGACAACACUGAUCAAGUGCUCAUGUUUUUAUAUAGGAUGAUUGGCACAAUGGGAGAUAUUUACAGAGUCACCUUGUGGUAAGAAGGGAAGAGAUUACCCUGCUCUCAGAGGGAGAAGAAUCAGAGAAGAUCUGCUGAACUUCAUGACUCAAUGCUUUAACUUAGGCUUCUAAUGCUGGGGCUUGUGCCUAGAUGUGUCGAGAGUUUAAAGCAGUAGGCAAUGAAGUCGUGAUGCAAUUCUGACUCAGUUCCUUUAGACAUUCUGUAUCUUAUAUCCUGUGUAGUCUUAGACUUUUGAUGCUGUAAUGCCUUAGAAGUGUUAAAUAGGCAUGGCACAGAUUUCUAUCUUACAGAUCUAUUAAACUAUGAAACCACAUUACUAAUACACUUUCUGUUACGACAGCAAGGACUUAGACUGCCCAGGCUGUGCAGGCACUUCCCUGUACGUGCCUGGCAAGGUCCAAUGCUAACUGGGGGACACGGACCAAGGAAAUGCCCAAUUCUAGGAGGUGAUGAACAUUUAUAAAGUUAAGAGGCAAAUGACAGUAUAGUAGGAUGAGGCUUUUCAGCAGCUCACCAAGUUCACCUGAAAUAUGACUGGGGAAUCUUUGAUUUUAGCCUUUGGUCAAUCAAAAUAUGUUGGAUAACUUCAGAGGAAAAAGUGGAUCCAGCACAGGUGAUUCAGGGCAGUGACAUACUUGGAGCAGAGCAUCUCUUCCUGCAUCAUCAUUUAAAUCCAUAUUUGUUGAAGAUAGCUUCUCUCAUGGCUGUUGGGGUAAUUCAAAGUUCGGGGUACAUGUUCUGUAUACGGUCAUGUUUCUGUAAUCCACAUGUACAACCUUGCCACUCCUCCACAGGUGGUGAGUUCAGGAGGAAUGGUUAUGUAUCAUUUUGUACUACUGAAUGUAACAGUUCUUUAUAAAUUACUUUUGAAUGGUUUCA
Gallus gallus (chicken) is the source of this 13752-nucleotide messenger RNA. RefSeq names its product ceramide synthase 4 (gene CERS4). Gene Ontology annotation, cellular component: membrane. Lineage: Eukaryota; Metazoa; Chordata; Aves; Galliformes; Phasianidae. The transcript is spliced from 11 exons. Gene Ontology annotation, biological process: ceramide biosynthetic process. Gene Ontology annotation, molecular function: DNA binding; sphingosine N-acyltransferase activity. Bases 10834 to 12030 code for a protein of 398 amino acids. The record is from RefSeq and is a predicted model, not a curated record.